Molecule: messenger RNA, 1353 nt
Organism: Belonocnema kinseyi
Lineage: Eukaryota; Metazoa; Arthropoda; Insecta; Hymenoptera; Cynipidae
Product: lipase 3-like
Exons: 9
Coding region: 1-1353 (450 amino acids)
Biological process (GO): lipid metabolic process
Molecular function (GO): hydrolase activity, acting on ester bonds
Source: RefSeq, a predicted model, not a curated record
AUGGAUAUCGCGAUUUUUUUAAUUAGCCUUUUCAUUUGUUCAACACCUGGAAGUGAAUCUUCUGAUGCGACUGAAAAACUCGUAAAAAUUGUUUCUAAUUACGGAUACCCUAUCGAACUUCAUCACGUAACAACAAGGGAUGGUAAUAUUCUUCAACAUCAUCGCAUACCUGGUGGACGUGGAGAAAAAAAGUCGGAAAAUAACAUCUCAAAACCAGUGGUACUGAUGACUCAUUCCUUGUUGGGAUGCUCGUCUGAUUGGAUCGUCUUGGGUCCCAAGAGAUCACUAGCUUUACUUUUGGCUGAGGAUGGAUAUGAUAUUUGGCUUUGCAACAAUCGAGGAAAUACUUUUUCAAAAAACCACACAGUACUUUCUGUACAAGAUACCGAAUUUUGGAAUUUCAGUUGGCACGAAUUUGGAAUAUUUGACUUAACAGCGACGAUAGACUACAUUUUGGAAAAAAGUGGCCAAAAGGAUUUAACUCUCGUUUGUUUUUCACAAGGUUGUACGCAGUUUUUUGUAAUGGGUUCCAUAAGACCAGAAUACAAUAAAAAAGUACGAUUUGUUGCUGCUUUGUCUCCUGCUGCCUUUUUAGGGCAUUUGAAAGGAGCGGGUGUAUUGCUAAAUUCUUUUGCUAUGGACACUAAGAAACAUUUUGACAAGAUGGGAUAUUUUGAACUGAUGCCAUCUUCCCCCUUUAUCAGAGAGAUGGCAAGAAUUUUUUGUCGUGACGGUAUGAUAACUCAAGACAUAUGUUUUAUGAUAAUUUUUUCAAUAGCUGGUCCUGGAACAGAGGACUUAUCCAGAAGUGACUGGAAAAAUAUUUUGGAAUUCAGUCCUGCGGGUUGUUCGUGGAAGCAAAUCAUACAUUUCCUUUUGGGAUUUUCUAAACCAGGAACAUUUGCCCAUUACGAUUAUGGACUAAUAAAAAAUCUUCGAUUAUACAAUUCGUCAACGCCACCUGUGUACCCGCUGGAAAAAGUGGACACACCUAUCGCUCUUUUCCAUGGACUUCAUGAUUAUUUAGCCCCUCCAGAGGACGUUGAAAUCCUCUCAAAAAAAUUACCAAACGUUGUCGAAAAUAAUUUGAUAUCUGCAAAAAGACUGAACCACUUGGACUUGAUUUAUGGACAAAGUGUUCGAGCGCUUGUUUUUGAUCCAGUAAUGAAACUUAUAAGUUCCUAUAGAGAUAGUGCAGUAAAAAAUAUAGAAAAAGUUAUUAAGUAUAGCGCCAACGAGGAACACGAAGAAGAAGAAGGCGUGAGUGACGUGCAGCAAGCUCGAGAAACAGCUGACAGGCCUCGUGUCUUUAGCGACCGCUCUCAUUGGCUACAGUUGCGAACGCACGGUUGA